Symbiodinium sp. CCMP2592 is the source of this 1854-nucleotide messenger RNA. The record is from the annotation of a GenBank genome assembly. Lineage: Eukaryota; Dinophyceae; Suessiales; Symbiodiniaceae.
AUGGUGACCUCUGAUAGACGUUUCGGAGGUCUUGGUGUUGCCUUUGUCGGAAUCACAUUAAUAGGAGCAUCGUACGCGCCUAAUUGGCUGAUAGCCGUGGACAAGGCGCCACAAGAACGGUCAGAUGAAUGGUGGGAAGCUUGCGACAGUAUCAUCGCCGCAGACACCACAGACAACGGCACGGCCGCGGAGACGUGCCUGGCCGCAUGUACCCUCAAGCAGCUGGACAAGUUGAAUGAUGAGCUGAGAGCUUGCCUCAAAUCCAGCACGGGCUUGUUCUGGCAACCGUGGCUGCCCAGUACCUUGCACGUGCUAGGUCUCGCAUUCCUUUACCGUCUCUUGGGGUUUGUUCUUACCGGGUGCAAGAUCCGACAAGAAGCCGUUGCGGAGCAGGAACCGGCUGCAACGCAUGUGCCACCAGACCCAGACACCUGCAAACACGGGGGCCCCUUCGCAAGGGGCAAGUUAGGGCUUCUUCCGUCUUGCAUGGAUAUCAAAGUGGUGUCCGACCGGCAAGCAUCGGAGAGGAAGCUUUUGAUUAGUUUCUUCAGCAUUCUCACCGAGCCCUUGUUCGAUGUCGUCAGCCUGGCGAGCUACCUCCGCAACGGCCAGCCCUUCUACUUCGCUGUCGCCGGCUUGGGCUUCUUUGUGACCGCAUACAAUUCCCAAGACCCUUUGCAGGCCGAUGGUCUGGUAGAGUGGUAUCGUUCCUACAGGCGCGGCUUCAAGACCCGAGGCUUGCUGGAGGUGCAGGUUGCUGACCUGCCUGAGGUGGCUGUGUCGACUUGGCUCCAGCUCUACGCUGGUCUGGUCAUGACCGAACCAACGCAAGUGCUGAUGCUUCUGUUCUUCGCAUGCCUCAGCCUGGGCCUGACCCUGCCCGAAAUCCUGGAGGCCCGGAAGCUCCUUCAUGACAUGCAGCUCGAGGCCAGCAAUUUCAACAAUUUUUACGAAGUGGAGGCGGCCCGGCAGGGCAAGGAUUACGGUCUGUCUUUUCUGAGCGUCUGGCUUGUGGAGAAUAUUGUCCUGCUCAUGUCGCGGCGCUGGGGCUAUAAGCAAUGGCAUUUAGAACCGCUCGAGUACCGAGUUGCCCAAGGGUUGUGCUUGCUCCUCAUCCUAGGCUCCAUUGUCCUGUUGUUGCUUCGCUGUUGUUGCUGCAGCCCCCGCCCUACUUGGGCCCCACGUAGGUGCGGCGGACUGUUCAAGCUGGUGAUCAUGCAUGUUUGCACAACAUGUUUCGCUAUGUUUUAUUCGUUCUUACAAUUCUUACUUUGCGUCGAUGUUUUUUGCAGUGGGGGAAGCCCCUUGGCCGAGUUUUAUUCUCGAAAUUUCGAUUGGGACUGGCCGCCGGUACUUGGGAUGUUGUCGUGGCUUGUCGUGCUUGGGCUCAGCGAAGGUUGCCUUUGUGCUCUUGUGUGGGCGUCUUUAAGCUACAUGUUCACAUCUUUUCCAUGGAAGCUUGGAGUGACAACUGCCUGUGGCAUCAGCUUGGCAGCGCUCUGGGGGUACAUCCUGCAGAAUUUCGACUGGAUGCGAACCUUGACGGUUCUGGCGGCAGCAGCCCAGGUGGCCUUCCACAUUGUCGCGUUUUUCGGAUCCACUGUGGCAUGCUGCGGGCUGGCCUGGGUUAUUGACUAUUCCGGGGCGGCCGAAGCAGCCGAGCAAGGCGGUGGGACAGACACAGAGGCGGCAACACCUUCAGUGGCACUUCUACGUGUAGAUCCGGCGGGCCCUGGCGAUUACUUUGAAACAGGUUCAAACGGCUCAGACAAGGCGCCAUCACAACGCUCUGGCAGCACCUCAAGCGAUUCCUCUGACGACUUCAAGAUCUGUUUGCUUCCCCGGCAAUGCUGA